CAUUGUUCCGUCUCUGCGACUACGCUGUACAGUCUUCCCUCUCCCGAGCAAAACAAAUUGAGCAGAAUGUGAAGAUAACUCAAUUUCUUCACUCAAACAACAUGUCUGAGAAUCCAUUACAGGUUCUCGUUCAAACCUUUGAGAAGGUUUCAUAUUCCAUUCAACAUCACCUUUCCAGUUUCAUAGACCUUCAUCUCCGGCCAGCUUCCUCUGGUAAAGCUCCUAUUUUCUCCAUCUCUUCCUCCUCCCACAAAUCCCAUUCUUUGAAAGAUGAUUCUUUUGUCCAACCUAUAGAUGUCCUUCUCAAGGCAAAAUCUGCUACACCAGUGACUAAAGAGGAGCUUGGAAAGGCUACUUGGACUUUUCUUCAUACUCUUGCUGCUCAGUAUCCAGAUAAUCCUACAAGGCAACAAAAGAAGGAUGUAAAAGAAUUGAUGGGAAUCUUAUCUCGAAUGUACCCUUGCAAGGAAUGUGCAGAUCACUUUAAAGAAGUUUUAAGAGCAAAUCCAGUACAGGCUGGAUCUCAGGCUGAGUUUUCCCAGUGGUUAUGUCAUGUGCACAAUGUUGUCAAUAGAAGCCUUGGAAAACCAAUAUUUCCCUGCGAACGAGUGGAUGCGAGAUGGGGCAAAUUGGAGUGUGAGAAGAACGCCUGUGAAGUUGUUGGAAGUACGAGUUUUGAUGAAAAAUGAAAGAGCUAGGGAUUUGGUCUGCCUUUGUGUAUUUUUUGUGAGCCUUCAUUGCCAAGUGAAGUGAAAACUAUUAUUCACUGACUUCACUAUGUACAGUUCUUGGCAUGUUACUCAUUGAAUAGGGUCUUGGUUUGUUGAAGCUUCCGUUUCAUUAGCGAAAGAUUAUUGGAUAUUUAAAUACACAUUAAUUAAUUUGAAUACCAAUAAGCCAUUAUAGAA
Prosopis cineraria is the source of this 908-nucleotide messenger RNA. RefSeq names its product FAD-linked sulfhydryl oxidase ERV1. The record is from RefSeq and is a predicted model, not a curated record. The transcript is spliced from 6 exons. Gene Ontology annotation, molecular function: flavin adenine dinucleotide binding; flavin-dependent sulfhydryl oxidase activity. Bases 102 to 689 code for a protein of 195 amino acids. Lineage: Eukaryota; Viridiplantae; Streptophyta; Magnoliopsida; Fabales; Fabaceae. Gene Ontology annotation, cellular component: mitochondrion.